Molecule: messenger RNA, 827 nt
Organism: Gossypium raimondii (Peruvian cotton)
Lineage: Eukaryota; Viridiplantae; Streptophyta; Magnoliopsida; Malvales; Malvaceae
Product: aconitate hydratase, cytoplasmic-like
Exons: 5
Coding region: 1-642 (213 amino acids)
Biological process (GO): tricarboxylic acid cycle; citrate metabolic process
Cellular component (GO): mitochondrion; cytosol
Molecular function (GO): aconitate hydratase activity; 4 iron, 4 sulfur cluster binding
Source: RefSeq, a predicted model, not a curated record
AUGGGUGAAUUAUUAUAUGUAAUCACAUGCUCACAACCAUAUAUUUUAACCUUAUUCGUGAACAAAAAGGACUUCAAUUCCUAUGGUAGUCGUCGAGGCAAUGAUGAAGUGAUGGCAAGGGGCACCUUUGCCAAUAUCCGCAUUGUCAACAAGCUCCUGAAGGAAGAAGUUGGUCCGAAGACUAUUCAUGUUCCCACAGGAGAAAAGCUUUAUGUAUAUGAUGCAACAAUGCAUUACAAGUCUGCUGGGCAAGACACGAUAGUUUUAGCUGGAGUAGAGUAUAGAAGUGGCAGCUCAAGAGAUUGGGCUGCCAAGGGCCCAAUGUUACAAGGCGUGAAAGCAGUUAUCGCCAAGAGCUUUGAGAGAAUCCAUCGAAGUAAUCUAGUUGGUAUUAGAAUCAUUCCUCUUUGUUUCAAGCCUGGUGAGGACGCUGAUUCUCUAGGAUUAACUGGCCAUGAAUGUUAUUCAAUUGACCUUCCAAAUAAAAUUAGUGAGAUAAGGCUCGACCAAGAUGUCACAGUCACAACUGACACUGGCAAAUCGUUCACGUGUACUGUCCGCUUCGAUACUAAGGUGGAAUUGGCAUACUUUGAUCACGGUGGCAUUCUUCCAUUUGUCAUCCCUAACCUAAACAAAGAGUAGACAAUUUGGGUUCAAGUAAGUAGUCUCUUCACUUUGCUAUCUGCUUUGAUUGGUUUUGACAGUGGUAUCGAUUCGAUCGACAGUCAAUAACUAGUACUGGUAUCUCAAUGUUCUCCAUACGACCUAUUUUUCGUAAUAUUUCGUUGUAAUAUCUGGCGUGAUUCAUUUUGAAACCGAACCAAUUU